AUGCAUGGCACCUCCGUGGAGCAGUUGGCCUUCCUCUGCUACUGGUGGUGGGUCCCCUCCAGACAUGGCACCUCCGUGGAGCAGUUGGUCUUCCUGUGUUACUGGUGGCUGCUGCCCGAGUCCCCGCGCUGGCUGCUGGCGGUGGGCAGGACGCGGGAGGCGGCGCGCGUGCUGGAGGCGGCGGCCAGGCGCAACCGCCUGCCCCUCCCCGCCCCCGGCGCGGACGGCCCGCCCCCAUCCUCCCGCCCCAACCAGGCCGGCUUCCGCAACCUCGUGAGCACCCCCAACCUGCGCCGCAACAGCAUCUGCCUCUUCUGCUGCUGGUUCCUGGCGGGCCUCAACUUCUUCGGCCUGUCGCAGGUCAUGGGCCGCUUAGGCGACGACAUCUUCGUCACCGUCACCCUGUCAGGAGUAAUUGGACUACCUGGCAUUCUACUUUCACUGUACUUCGUGAGGUUCGGUAGGAGAAGAGCGAUCAUAAUCUCGCAGUUAACAGCGGGUAUCGCGUGUCUUCUGGUGACAAUUGUUCCUAAAGGAGAGUUCCGCGGCGACUGGCCGCUGGUCGCGCUGUCGGCGCUGGCUCUGACCAGCAUGUCGGUGCUGUUCCCCGCCGUGUACCUGCUGUCGGGAGAGCUGUUCCCCACCGUGGUGCGCAACGCCGGCAUGGGCGCCGCCUCCAUGUUCAGCCGGCUGGGCAGCGUGCUGGCGCCCUUCGUCAAGUCUCUGGGCGCCCACGGAGACUACCUGCCCAUGCUGGUGCUAGGGGUGUCCAUGCUGGCGGGCGCCGCCACGGUGCUGCCGCUGCCCGAGACGCAGGGCUGCCAACUGCCCGACUCCAUUCAGGACGGCGAGAAGGUUGGCAAGAGGAACGAGGACGACGAGAGGAACGCUAACUACCUGCCCCUGGCGGCGGGGCCGCCCCCGGCGGCGGGGGACUGCUGACUGUCCGCCCCCACCACAGCUGGCUGCUGUCUCGCCACACUCGCUGCCAGUCAUCCAGGGACCUCCGUCAAUCUACGGCUAUCUUCGUGACAUUACGGACGCUGUGUUCACUUAUCUUGGUGUAUCAACAGAACAUUCGAAAACUGGUCAAGUGUACAUUAAGAAAUUAUUAUUUUUUGUCCACCUUUGUUCACGAAAAAAAAAAAACCAUACAACUCGGAAGUUGAAAACCAGUGUAGUUUCUACGAAUAUUUCAAAUUACGAAGAUCUUUUAGUUUAUUUAAUGUGACUUCUUCGUUGAAAAGUCAGGAAAUUUACUGUGAUUUUUAACAGUGUUGAAUUACUGAGUGAAGGAGUUGGUGAUUGCGCAAUUAUCCCCAUGUUAAUACUCGAAUUCAAGUCAAAAUGAGAACGCCCCCUUUCCUAGGUGGAUAGAAAUUUUUAAUUUUUAAUUUUGAUUGUAACGAAGUUGAACCCAAUUCCUUGCCGAUGUGCAAAGAUAUGUUUUUUUUUUCGCGAAAAAAAAAAUUCUGAUGGCUCAUUUAACUUCAAUAAAUGUAUGCAUGUGCUAGCGAUUGUUCUCUCGUAAUUGGCAGCUGUCUGCAAUUUGUAAACAUUCCGUUCAGUAGUCUACAGAAGUCGCUCGUAACGAGGACUGGAGUGUUCUCAUCGGAAAAGAAACUGUCAAAUGAGUUCGUUCUCUGAGAUGAUAUAACCUGGAACGCGUGAAGUUUCCCUUCGCUCGUGUUUGAGUACUUGUUCCUCCGACACAUCAAAAGUGCUGUAAGUGACAAUCUGCAUCAAAAACCUUAGUUUAUAUUUUGUAAAAAAAAAUAAUGUUUUUUUAUUUCUUUUUGAAAUAAAACUGAAUAAUUAUG
Bacillus rossius redtenbacheri is the source of this 1820-nucleotide messenger RNA. Its product is annotated as organic cation transporter protein-like. Bases 1 to 942 code for a protein of 313 amino acids. Gene Ontology annotation, biological process: transmembrane transport. Gene Ontology annotation, cellular component: membrane. The record is from RefSeq and is a predicted model, not a curated record. Gene Ontology annotation, molecular function: transmembrane transporter activity. Lineage: Eukaryota; Metazoa; Arthropoda; Insecta; Phasmatodea; Bacillidae. The transcript is spliced from 6 exons.